AUGGCUUCUGAGAGUAAUGGAGUUUCCAAGCUCAAGACUCCUGAAAUCAAGUUCGCCAAGCUCUUCAUCAAUGGCCAGUUCAUUGAUUCUGUCUCUGGAAAGAAAUUUGAAACAAUAGAUCCUAGAACAGGAGAAAUGGUAACACAAGUAGCAGAAGGUGACAAGGAAGACGUUGACAUAGCCGUUAAGGCUGCAAGGGAAGCCUUUGACCAUGGCAAAUGGCCUCGCAUUUCUGGCUUUGAAAGGGGAAGAAUAUUGUUCAAGUUGGCCGAUUUGAUCGACCAACAUGGAGAAGAGAUCGCCAUGCUUGACUCCAUUGAUGCCGGAAAGCUACUGCACAUUACAAGAGCCUUUGACAUCCCAUUUGCAGCCAAUUGUUUCAGGUAUUAUGGUGGUGCUGCUGAUAAAAUUCAUGGUGAGACACUCAAGUGUGCAGGUGAGUUCCAGGCUUAUACUCUCAAGGAGCCAGUUGGUGUGGUUGGCCACAUCAUUCCUUGGAACUUCCCAACUGUGCUUUUCGCCGCUAAGGUCGCUGCGGCGCUUGCUUCCGGAUGCACCAUGGUCGUCAAGCCGGCCGAACAAUCGCCGCUAUCAGCUUUGUAUCUUGCUCACUUGGCCAAAGAGGCUGGUAUUCCUGAUGGAGUUAUCAAUGUUAUCACUGGCUAUGGCCCAACUGCUGGAGCUGCCAUAGCUUCUCACAUGGAUGUUGAUGCUGUGAGCUUCACAGGAUCAACAGAAGUAGGGAAAUUAGUUAUGGGAGCAGCAGCAGCAAGCAAUUUAAAGAUUGUUUCAUUAGAAUUAGGAGGAAAAUCUCCAUUAAUUAUCUUCAGUGAUGCAGAUAUAGACAUGGCUGUCCAGACUGCUUGGCAGGCUGUUUUCUUUAAUCAGGAUCAUAGUUGGCGGGCGACGGAAGUCAGAAAGGUCAUAGUCUGGUGA
Dendrobium catenatum is the source of this 936-nucleotide messenger RNA. Its product is annotated as aldehyde dehydrogenase family 2 member C4-like. Gene Ontology annotation, molecular function: aldehyde dehydrogenase (NAD+) activity. Lineage: Eukaryota; Viridiplantae; Streptophyta; Magnoliopsida; Asparagales; Orchidaceae. The coding region runs from base 1 to 936 and encodes 311 amino acids. The record is from RefSeq and is a predicted model, not a curated record. The transcript is spliced from 6 exons.